This is a messenger RNA of Neodiprion fabricii, 1015 nucleotides long. RefSeq lists its product as uncharacterized. Bases 169 to 759 code for a protein of 196 amino acids. Gene Ontology annotation, cellular component: lysosomal membrane. The transcript is spliced from 5 exons. The record is from RefSeq and is a predicted model, not a curated record. NCBI's taxonomy places the organism in Eukaryota, Metazoa, Arthropoda, Insecta, Hymenoptera, Diprionidae.
UUCAACGCGAAUAAAAAUUCCUACAUGUGUAUUGCUCUGUGAUUAUGUGGUGAAUUUACAACAGUAGUUAUUAACUUAAGCAUUUCUCCAGCGUAUCGGGUGUUACAACGUAUCUGAAGUGAAUUUUUUGCCAAUAUUGAAUAAAUUAAACAGUCGAACAAUAUUUUUAUGAUGCGAGAAUAUAUUCUACUUACUUUGAGCAUAAUUUUUAUCAGUCUGUCACAGUGUCAGGCACAAUCCUACGACGAUAAGAGAUGUAAAUGUAUUUGUCCGAGUCUCUCAUCAGUGCUAAACACAAGUCAGUCUUCCCCAGAGAGAUUAAACAUAAUCGCUAGCGUUGCGCCGUCAAAAUGCAAUUGUGAUGGCGUAAUUCUACCUCAUCUCGGAAACCAAAUAAAGGGAAAAGAGCAAAUUUUCUGCCCACGAUGUGAUUGUAAAUAUGAAAACAGAAACACCACGAUAAUAAAGAUUGUUGUAAUCAUUGUUAUUUGGGUCAUCUCGCUGCUGGUUAUUUACAUGCUAUUCCUUAUAUGUUUGGAUCCGCUGCUCAAUAAGAGAAUACACAAAGGUGCAGCUAGUGGCAGCUAUCAAGAGCAUACAAAUGAGGAGGAUGAUAGCACUAUCAGCCCUGGCACAUCUCAUGCCAUGGGGGUGAGAGGUAACGUUUUGAAUCGCGUUGGUCACCAGCAAGACAAAUGGAAACGUCAGGUUCGUGAGCAGCGGCGCAAUAUAUAUGAUCGUCAUACAAUGCUGAAUUAAAUCAUGAAUCAAUUCGUAACCGGAUGGUGAAAUCUUUGACUUAAUUAUUACUUGACAAAAGUAAAAUAAGUAUAUUUUUAUUAUUCUGGAUUAAUUAUAUCUUCAGACCUAGAAAAUUGAUUAUGCUGAACUUGAGUAGCCAUUAUUAUUAUGCAGCAAAAUUUAUGGUUUGGCUACUCAAAUUUGUAUUACUUGUAUUAUAAUUUUCCCUCGUAUAAAAGUGUUCGUUAAAAAUAAAGUAAACAAUGUUGAUUUA